Messenger RNA from Arabis nemorensis, 240 nucleotides. NCBI's taxonomy places the organism in Eukaryota, Viridiplantae, Streptophyta, Magnoliopsida, Brassicales, Brassicaceae. The record is from the annotation of a GenBank genome assembly.
AUGUCCAUUGUUUUGAGACUUGGUGGAAAGUACAAGAACGUGUUGCAUAAAACGACGGUGGAUAAGGAGAGAAUAAAAAUGUCUUGGCCGGUUCUGGUGAUCCCUGCCAACGAUAUGGUCGUCGGACCUUUCCCGGAGCUUACUGGUCAAGACGAUCCUCCCAAAUUUAAGGCCAUCGCCUACAAGGACUACAUAUACCGCAAGCUUCGCAAAUUAUCCUUGGUUGAUCCCGACUCAUAG